UGUGUGUGUGUGAGAGAGAGACAGAGAGAGACAGAGUUGUAAUCUACUACUUGUUUUCGCUUUUUCUACUGAGUAAGAAAGUUUUGUGGGUUAUAUUAAAUAUUAAAGGAUGUCUUUGGAUUGAUAUAUAUGGAUUGGAUCAAUAAGAACACAAAGAAAAGUGAAAACCCAUAGAAAAAAAAGCUUUUGAUUUUUGGCAAAGAGUUUCUUACAGUUUCUGGGUAUUUUUGUUGAAUUGAAUCAAUGAUGGGUAGGAAGAAGAUAGCAAAGAAAACAAAGGAGCUAUCAGUACUAGUAAUAGCAGAAUCAUCAUCAUCAUCAAUAAUAGUUGCAGAACAAGAACAACCAAAGCAACAGCAACAGCAACAGCAACAGCAACAGCAGACUCAUACUCCUAGAAAAAGGGGUAGACCUCGCAAAAUAGUUGAGAAGACUGAAAGUGAAGAUGAGAUUAAAGAAGAAAAUGAACCGAAGAAAGUUAAGAUGAGAGAAGAGGAAGAAGAAGAUGAUGAUGAGAAGAAAGAAUUGCCAAGGUCGUCGUUUGUGGGGGAUACAAUUACAAAGAAAGAAGGGAGAAGCAGAGCUCGGCGAAAGAGUAAACCCCGUAAGAGCAUCUAAACUGAUCAGAAAAUUUUUUUUUUUUUUUUUUUUUU
Camellia sinensis is the source of this 653-nucleotide messenger RNA. The record is from RefSeq and is a predicted model, not a curated record. NCBI's taxonomy places the organism in Eukaryota, Viridiplantae, Streptophyta, Magnoliopsida, Ericales, Theaceae.